Messenger RNA from Trichomonas vaginalis G3, 2328 nucleotides. RefSeq names its product A-type inclusion protein-related family. Lineage: Eukaryota; Parabasalia; Trichomonadida; Trichomonadidae. The record is from RefSeq and is a predicted model, not a curated record. The transcript has a single exon. Gene Ontology annotation, molecular function: protein binding. The coding region runs from base 1 to 2328 and encodes 775 amino acids.
AUGUCUGUCGUUGAUAACAAUGAUGAUCUUUUUAAGCUUAUUGAUAAAGAAGAUUUAGAAUCCAUUAAAGAAUUAAAAGAAGUUGAAUAUUCAAUGUCAAUACCAAAUGAAAAAGGAAUUAACGCAUUUCAAUAUGCAUGUAUUAAAGGUGCAUUCAAGAUCUUUGAAUAUUUCGUAGAAGAAAAUCGAUACAUAUGCCGAUCUGUAGAUAAGUAUGGCAACAACCCUGCAAUUUUAGCAGCACUAGCAAAUUCGGAAGAUGGCAAUAGAAUUAUCGAGUAUUUAGUUCAAAACAAGAAUAUAGAUAUCACAGCAAAAAACAGCAUGAAUUUGUCAUUACUACACGUUUGCUGCAUUAAUGAUUGCAAUAAAACUUUAGAAUUUUUGCUCGCAAAAUACUCUGAAAAGCUUGAUUUUAAUGACGAUAAUAACUUACUUCGAUUCUCACCGAUUGAUUGCGCAAAGCAGAAUAAUUCAACUAAAGUUAUUCAGAUUCUUAAGGAAAAAAGAAUUAUUUCUCCAAACUAUCAGAUCGGUACUGUUGCACCUGUUCAAUCUUCUCCAAAUGAUAAUAGAUUAGAACUAUUGCAAGCAAGAAUAAAAAGAUUACAAGAAGAAAACGAGAAUCUACAAGAAGAAAACGAAAGUUUACGUAAUGAAAAGAAUAAUAUUACUAAGCAGCAUGAAGUCGAAAGAAAUAACAUCGAAAAGCAAAUUGAAGAUUUACGAAAGGAAAAUAAUCCAAAUCAAUAUAAAGAGCAAAUCACAGCUUUAACAAAUCAAAUUGCAAAUCUAGAAAUGCAAAAGAAAUUAGAACAAUCAGAAAUGACAAGCAAAUUUAAUAGUGUUCAAUCACAAAAUUCAAGCAAAAUAAUAGAACUUGAAAGUGAAAUACAAACAUUGAAAAAUAAUUUGAUCAGAAAUUCAAAUCAAAUUAAAAAUUACCAAAACUCUUUUCGUUUAUAUAAGCAACGAUCAGAGGAACAACUCAAGGUUAAAGACAAGGAAUUGGAACGAAAGGAUAAUAAAAUUAAGGAAAAAGAAACCAUAACUCAGCAAAAUAGUCAAGAUCAAUUUGAACUUUCACAAAGAAUAUCUGAUCUUCAGACUAAAAUAACAGAGAUAGAGAAGCAAAAGAAAGAUUUGGAUACAAUUUUGAAACAAGAAAAAGAAAAGUCAGAAAGACAAAAGAAUGAAUUUGAUGCCGCUAUGAAACAAGAAAAAGACAAGUUUGAAAAGCAAAUAUCCGCUCUGUUGCAAGAAUUGGAGAAACUAAAACGAAAUUCUGAAAAUAUAUCAAGCAACAACGCAGAUUUUGAGGAAAAAAUCAGGCAGUGUUCAGAAGAAAAUCAAAAAUUGAAUUUCCAAUUGAAACAAGAAAGAGAAAAUUCUAAAAAAUUACAAAACCAACUUUCAGUUUUAACAACAGAAACCGGACAAUCUAAUUUACUUCAGUCAGAAGUUAAUAAUCUAAAUAAUAAAAUUCAAGCAUUGGAAAGCGAAAAGAAAAGUUACUCCACACAAUUAGAAAGUUUAAAUGAUGUUAAUAUAUCAAUAGUGAACAAACUUUCUGAUAAAGAAAAAGAAGUUAAUGGUCUAACGGAACUUUUAGAAAGCGAAAAAAAUAAAAAUGCUGAACUGCAAAAUAAACUGGAUAAGACUGAAGAAAGACGCAAAAAAUCCUUUGCUUUAAAUAAAAGGUUUAAACAGCUAUAUCAAGAAUAUCAAUCCAAAAUUGCAUCAAUGGAAGAAAAUAUCAAAAGCUUAGAGUCUACAAUAGCAUCGCAAAAGACAGAAAUAACUAAAAUAAAUAAACAAGUUCGAAUACAAAAGAAAUAUACUGAUCCUAACAUUACAAAUGAAAUGGAAAAAAUUAAGGAAGAAAACAGAAAUUUGAUUUCUAUCAAUCGACAAUUGGUAACAGAAAAUAAACAUCUCCGUCAAAAUUUAUUGAAGGAAAAAUCGAGAGUUGAAGAUUCGCAAAUCAACACUUCAAAAACUGAACGAGAAUCACCAAGCGAUUACAAUCGAACUAAUUCAACUUAUCCGCGAAGACACAAGACGGAUGCUUCUAGUUCAUCUUCACCAUCUUCUACGCCAAGGCAAUCAUAUACUAAUUCUCGUUCUUCAUCAUCUUCUUCUACAACAAGGCGACAAUCUACUGAUUCUCAUAAUGAGCAAGCGCUUGAUGGCUUUGGUACAAUCAGAAGGCCACCAUGGCGUGGCAAUGGAAACAUUCAAUUUUCACGUGUAAUUUAUGACACAAACAGUAAUAGCGGAACUGGCGCCGUUGUCGAAUGUAAGCGAAAUCGAAAUACAAGAAAAUAA